AUGUCAUCAAAGUACGCAUCACCGACUCAGGUCGAGCAGGGUCUCUACAUCGCAUACGCAUCACUAGCCGCCCUCGCAGUCGUGCCCAUAUACUUUGGAGCCUUCUCUUCCCUCAACAAGUGGAAGAACCCAGAGGAGAAGAGCAGGAAGAUCAAGCGACAAAUCGACGACGAAGAUGACGAAGACCAGGAUGCGCCGUCAGAGUCAUUCUCAGCAGACGACACAUUCAAGUUACCCAUUCUAGGAUCGCUGGCUCUGUUUGGACUUCACUAUGCCCUCAGAGAGUUCAACACCGCCUAUGUCAACUACGCCUUGACGACAUACUUCAGCAUCAUGGGACUCUUCGCCACCACCCAGGUCGGAGUCAACACCCUGACAGCCAUCCUUGGAUUGUUGGGAAUCAAGGUCGACUCAUGGCGCAUCAACUUGGCUAGGCCAUCAAAAGAAUUCUACACGGCCAGGUUCACAUUAAUCCACUUGGUGAUGUUGGUCGCUUCGGUCAUGCUUGCAGGAUAUUAUGCUGCCACCAAGAACUGGAUUGCGUCUAACGUCAUCGCCUUCUCGCUGGCCUUGAGCGCUGUCCAGGUCUUUUCGUUGGAGUCUUUCAAGGCCGGAAUUGUUCUCUUGGGAGGGCUUUGCAUUUCGGACGCGUACUGGACAUAUGGAUCGUCUGAGAUUUUGCAGGCUGUGGUCAGGCAGGUCGACAUCCCCAUCAAGGUGGUCUUCCCCCGUCUCUUGUUGGGAUUGCCUCUGGGCAAGGCUUACAAUUUUACUUCGCUUGGAUUGGGUGAGAUCGUUGCUCCAGGACUCUUUGUGGCUCUCUGUCUUCGUUAUGAUCAGCAACGGGCUGGUCAGAGAAACGCGACCCUCGGACGUUCGACUGGAUUCCGCAAGCCCUACUUUAUUGCCUCUCUGGUCGCCUACGUUUUGGGAUUAGGUGUGCACUUUUACGUCAGCCAUACGCUCAAGACUACACAGCCUUUGAUCGCCUACUUGUCCAUCGCGUGCAUUCUCAGCGUCUUUUUGACGGCGACGGUCCGCGGAGAUUCAAAGCAGGUGUUUGGAUAUACCUCCGAGGCAGGAUUGGCUAUUGCAAAGGCCAAGAAGGCAGCUCUGGACAAGAAGAGACGACUCCAGGCACAGAAGAAACAGGCUGCUGCCAGACGCACUGCACCUCCUCGUGCCAUCCACCGUAUUCCCAAGGAGGAAGUCUAUGCCGCCAAGCCCUCACCAUCUGUGUCUGUCUCUGAGGAUUCGACACCAGGUAGUCCAGCCAUCUAG
Linnemannia hyalina is the source of this 1281-nucleotide messenger RNA. NCBI's taxonomy places the organism in Eukaryota, Fungi, Mortierellomycota, Mortierellomycetes, Mortierellales, Mortierellaceae. The record is from the annotation of a GenBank genome assembly.